GCAUGAGCCACUGGUCCUGGCCAACAAGGCAUACCUUGUAGAAUUUUUGAACAUAUUUAGGUAUUAGAGAUAGUCUACGUGCAGUGUUCAAAUAGAAAAUACUCAUUUAGGGCAGUAUUCAUUAUUUCAGUCGUCACCAUUGAAUGGAGAGUGAAAGUUGGGUUUAAAUGGGAAAGGGAAAUUGAAGGCAGGAGGAAGCACCAUAAGCAAAGCCACAGGGGUAAGAUUUAGCAAGACAUGUGAGAGGCAAUUGCGUGGAACUUUAAGAGCUUCUGCUUCCUGAAAGUAUAGAGAUCAACAGCAUCAGGGGCUGCCACAAAGUCAAGUUGGAUGAAGACUGUAAAGAGGUCAUUUGGUUGAAGAGGGCAAUGAUGACCCUUGAAAAAGCAGCUUUAACAAAGGAUAGUUGUGGACACUAGACUGCAGGCCAUGCGUUUGUCCCCCGCCUCUGUCUGUCUCUCUGUAUCUCUGGAUGCCAGUGGCCUCUUGUCUUGCCUCUUUGUACUCUGAGGCUCUCUUACUUUUCCUGGCAGGACAUGGAACGAAGGCAGCAGCAAAAACUGAAGAUGCAAGCUGAGAUUAAGCGCAUCAAUGACGAAAACCAGAAACAGAAAGCAGAGCUGCUGGCUCAGGAGAAGCUGGCGGACCAGAUGGUGAUGGAGUUUACCAAGAAGAAGAUGGCUCGAGAAGCAGAGUUUGAGGCUGAGCAGGAGAGAAUCCGGAGGGAGAAAGAGAAGGAGAUCGCCCGCCUGAGAGCCAUGCAAGAGAAGGUCCAGGAUUACCAGGCAGAACAGGAUGCCUUGCGGGCCAAGCGCAACCAAGAGGUUGCAGACAGAGAGUGGCGCAGGAAGGAAAAGGAAAACGCGCAGAAGAAGAUGGAAACAGAGGCCAAGCUGCGGAAAAGUCGGCUCGAACAGGUGGCUUUCAAGGAGCACGCUCUGGCUGUUCAGGUGCAGCGGGACCGGGAUGAGUUCGAGAGGAUUCUUCGGUAAGAGGGGCCUGGGGAUCUUGGAUUUCUUUCCUCGUAUUGUAGCAGGGAUGGUCCAUAUUGGAUAGAGAGAAGCUUUCUGGCAUGUUAUCAGAUGCUUGUCUAUCUUGGCUGGGUUGGUGGGAUCAUUACAACUAGAUGGACGAUUGAAGCUUUUAAAAAUCACUUGGGCCAAGCAUUUUGUGAUUAGAGAAUUGGGAGCUAGCACCUGGAAUUGCCUAAGGAAUUGGUGAUGACUGGGAUUAUGUACCCUGGAGCAGUAAAAGUAUAAAUAAAGGUAAAAAUCUG
Messenger RNA from Sapajus apella (tufted capuchin), 1276 nucleotides. RefSeq names its product cilia- and flagella-associated protein 45. The record is from RefSeq and is a predicted model, not a curated record. NCBI's taxonomy places the organism in Eukaryota, Metazoa, Chordata, Mammalia, Primates, Cebidae. Bases 537 to 992 code for a protein of 151 amino acids. The transcript is spliced from 3 exons.